Nezara viridula (southern green stink bug) is the source of this 1903-nucleotide messenger RNA. NCBI's taxonomy places the organism in Eukaryota, Metazoa, Arthropoda, Insecta, Hemiptera, Pentatomidae. The record is from the annotation of a GenBank genome assembly.
GGACAACCAACAGGUUAGCAACCAACCCUUUCUUCUUCCGCCAUUUCUUAGGUUACUUACCACGUGUCUUAAGUUUUGUCUUUUCAGUCGUGUUGUUGGUCAACGUAUCAACGAUAUAGUUGAUACAUUUACAGUAGAAUGGCGGAUAAAACUUCUGAUGAUGCUGUAAAGCAUUUUCAUGAAAUGGGACUAGAUGAUCGAAUACUCAAAGCAAUCGCAAAACUUGGAUGGAUUGAGCCUACUGCUAUUCAAGAAAAAGCAAUUCCAUUAAUUUUAGAAGGGAAAGAUGUACUUGUUAAAGCUAGAACAGGAUCAGGGAAAACAGGUGCAUUUGCAGUCCCUAUAAUCCAAAAGAUACUUUCUGUUAAACAGGAUAGUAAUGUAACUGGAGUACUGGCACUAAUUUUAGCUCCUAGUAAGGAACUCAGUCGUCAAAUAUAUAAUAACUUCCAACAGUUACUGAUAAAAUGUUCUCAAGAUAUUAAAGUUGUGGACAUUUCUCCUCAGGUUGAAGUUGGAACCCAGCGUGCUGUGCUGAAGGAUCAUCCUGAAAUAGUUGUUUCUACACCAGGGAGGGCUGUGCUUCAUUUAAAAGCUGGAAAUUUUUGUCUUGAUCCUUCUCUCAAAGUUCUCGUUAUUGAUGAGGCUGAUCUAGUGUUUUCGUUUGGCCAUGAAGAAGAUAUUAAAGAACUAAUGAGACAUCUUCCUAGGGUUUAUCAAGCUAUUCUUGCAUCUGCCACUCUAACCGAUGAAGUGUCAAGCUUAAAAGGACUACUUCUGCACAAUUGUGUUUCCUUGAAAUUGCAAGAGCCCGGUGUUGCUCCAAUAACUCAAUUAUUCCAUUACAAAUACUUUGCCGAAGAGAAAGAAAAAGCACUUAUACUUUAUGCACUUUUUAAACUUGGCCUUAUUAAAGGAAGAAGUAUAGUUUUUGUAAAUACAGUCAACAAGUGUUAUAAGUUGAAAUUGUUUCUUGAACAAUUUGAAAUUUCUACAUGUAUAUUAAAUUCAGAGUUACCAGCUGUCUCACGAAUCCAUGCACUUUCACAGUUCAAUGAUGGAAAAUAUAGCAUAAUUAUUACGUCAGAUGAAACUGAAAAUCUUAACAAUACUAAUGAAAAAAAACACAAAGAUAACCACCCGACUAAGGACAAAGAGUCAGGAAUUUCCAGGGGUAUUGACUUCAGAGAUGUAUCUAAUGUGAUUAAUUUUGAUUUUCCCAAAUCAGUGAACAGCUACAUUCAUCGGGUUGGAAGGACAGCCAGGGGAACAACAAAGGGUACAGCAGUAUCUUUAGUGAGUGUUAAAGAAAAAGAACUUUUAGAUGAAGUUGACAAUUUUUUAGCGGAAAGACUUUCUAUUAGGGGCCAACAUAUUUUCAGAGACUUCCAGUUUAAUAUGAAAGAAGUAGAAGGCCUACAGUACAGAGUGAAGGAAGCGUGGAAAGUUGUUACUGGUCUUGCUAUUAAAGAAACUAGACUUGCAGAAAUUAGAAGAGAACUAUUUAACAGUAAAAAGUUGAAGCAUUAUUUCAAGGAUAAUCCUCGAGAUUGGGAAACUCUGCGACAUGACAAAGCUACUCAUGUCAUAAAAUUGGCAAGUCAUGUUGCAAAUGUUCCGGAUUACCUAAUUCCUACCUCACUUCGUUCUGAUCCAUCUCUUAUACGAACCAGAAAAAGGGCAAGACCACCAUCAAAAGCAGCAGGAAUGGUGCAGAAUAAAUACAAAGCAAAAAUGGAAAACCCUCUAGUCAAUUUAGAUAUUUUUGAAAAAAAUAAUGAAGAAAUGGAAGAGAUAACCGCAGGACCAAAAAAGAAAGAAUUUAAGUCUUAUCAAAAAAGAAAACGAAGAUAUUAAUAGACAAUUAUUAUUCAAUUUUGUAAAUAUAUUUUUCUUUUAUUUU